Messenger RNA from Aspergillus alliaceus, 1056 nucleotides. RefSeq lists its product as uncharacterized. NCBI's taxonomy places the organism in Eukaryota, Fungi, Ascomycota, Eurotiomycetes, Eurotiales, Aspergillaceae. Gene Ontology annotation, biological process: mycotoxin biosynthetic process. The transcript has 3 exons. The coding region runs from base 124 to 864 and encodes 246 amino acids. The record is from RefSeq and is a predicted model, not a curated record.
ACACAUGGUUGAUUGACUCCUCAGCGCGGCGAGCCAAAUCAGCGGUGGGAACCACGGCGGACUAGAGAGGGAGGAUGUUCAGGCUGAGGCUGGCGAAGCUGAGCAUGGUGAUAGUGAAACGCAAUGUUGGAGUUUGGCGGUGGGUGGAUGCUUUCAUUGGGCGAGGCGAAGAGAUGGCUCGUUGAUGUGAUGUUGUUAGUGCUCGUCAUGCCCUUGGGAAUUUAUGCGUUUCGCGAUCGAAAGUUAACAAGGUCCCUGGCACCCCAAUUACGCGGCCCCUCCCUCGGCCUGCUCGCAGCGCUGAGCGUAUGCCUCGUCCUGAAUUUAGGCGCCCUCCUCUUCUCCCUCCGCAUCUUAACGCGCGGAAGGCAGGGAUACACCUACCUCGCCGGCGACCGACCUCGCGAGCUCCCCCUAAAGGUCCGCACCAUCCAAGCCACCUUCCACAACGACCCCUCUCACUACGGGGUGGAAGGUAUCACGGCUAUGGCUGAAUGGAACGCAAUUCGCCCUCCUGGCAAGGGUUUCGUUUUUCUAGGGGAGGAGCACUUCGCAUUUGGUGUGUCGAUGUGGCACCAGAUGCACUGCCUUAACCACAUACGCGCGGUGCUGGUCAACGAGGAUAACAGGUCGGACCAUACGGCGCACUGCUUCCAUUACCUACGGCAGGGUAUUCUCUGCGCCGCUGACACAACCCUAGAGUCGGGCGGCACGAGCAUGGAUUUGGCUAAUGGGGAUAAAGUCGCUACGGGAGCAGGAACUGUGCAUACCUGCCGGGACUGGAGACAGGUGCAUGAUUGGAUGGAGAGCCAGCAUAAGGAGUGGACUUCGGACAUGUACGAGAGGAUUCAGGAGGCUAGUUAAUAAUAUAGUCGGUAUAGAUCCGUGGACAAAACGCAACAAUACAUCUCAACAAUAUAUUGGUAUAUGCGACUACAAGACAAGAAUCGAAACAGAUUUGUGCCGACAUUGAAGAAAGCUUAUGUACCACUGACUGACGAUAAAUGAGAAGAAGAUAAUUUGAGAAAUGCAAGGAGUGACAUACUAUGGAUUCAC